Molecule: messenger RNA, 2075 nt
Organism: Colletes gigas
Lineage: Eukaryota; Metazoa; Arthropoda; Insecta; Hymenoptera; Colletidae
Product: fatty-acid amide hydrolase 2-A-like
Exons: 10
Coding region: 249-1808 (519 amino acids)
Source: RefSeq, a predicted model, not a curated record
AAGGAGGAAGUCGAAUACUCCGGACGGGGCAUCGAAAUAUUAGUCGGGUAUGCAUCCGGUGAUCGUUCGGUCGUGAUAGAUUCGGUCGCUAUAAAUUCGGAAAAAUAAAAAAGAUCUAAUCGGGCGAACCGUUUCGAAAGUAUCGCCUUUAGUUGUGGGAACAGUGUUUGGAACUCUCGUCGGGAAACUCGAAGCGGUCCGGUCCAACUUCAUAUUCUUAUAAGGAAAAGAGAAAAGCACGAGGAAAGAUGAUUUUGGCCAACUUGCUGAGUCUGCUUCUGCACGCGUUGUACUUUAUUUCCUGGCCUUUCUUCAAACUCGUUCACAUCAGGAGACGGGCGAACAUACCACCGAUUAAGAAUCCUCUGUUAAAAGUUAGCGCAACCACGUUAGCCAACAAGAUUAGAAACGGAGAACUUUCCAGCCAGACUGCGGUGGAAGCAUAUAUCGAUCGUAUCAAGGAAGUAAAUCCUUUCGUGAACGCUGUAGUAGAGGACAGAUUCGAGGCGGCUAUAAACGACGCAAAAAUUUGCGAUCAGAUGCUAAAGACGGGCCAAGUUACCGCCAUUAUUUUAAAAAAGGAGAAACCACUUUUUGGAGUGCCAAUUACCAUCAAGGAAAGCUGUUCCAUUGCAGGAAUGAGUUUAACGGGUGGCAACUUGAAGAGGAAAGGAAUGAAAGCUGACGAAGAUGGAUCGGUAGUAGAAAUUGUAAAAAACGCUGGAGCUAUACCCCUAUGCGUAUCCAAUACCUCUGAACUCUGCUCAGGAUUACAUGCGUCCAAUUUCAUUGUCGGUUCGACUAAGAAUCCAUACGAUACGAGGAAAUCACCAGGAGGGUCGUCGGGCGGAGAGGGCGCGUUACUCGGCGCAGGAGCUUCUCUGCUUGGAAUUGGCUCGGACUUCAUCGGUUCCAUAAGAAUACCGAGCCUAUUCAAUGGCAUUUUUGGUCACAAACCUACUCCAGACAUUAUUCCCAUCAAGGGACACUUUCCAAUGUCAAAAGAUCCUGCGUUCCAAAGAAUGUUGGUGCUCGGCCCGAUGGCGCGAUACGCCGAAGAUCUUCACUUGGUCGUCAAAAUACUGAGCUCCAAAUGCGAGAAACCGUUACGUCUGGACGAGCCAGUGGACGUGAAAAGUCUCAGGGUCUUUUACCUGGAAAAUUUCGACAGUUAUUGCGGUACAAAAUCAACUACGUCGGACAUAAGACGAACGAUCAAAGAAGGGACACGUUACCUCGCUGAGAACGGUGCACGCGUCCAACACUUGUCGCAGGACUGGGUACACGACGCGUUCAUAUUCCUGAUGUCUUUUUGUGGCGAUCUCGAGUUCCCCGAGGAAUGUUUCGACAAUGAAAAUCCCGAGGGAAAGAAGAGUGCGAUGCUUGGACUUAUAAAGGCCAUGUUCGGUUUGUCGGAUUGUACGUUCGAUCUCGCCCUUAUACGACUGCUAGACGACAUGCACGGAUUCGUUCCAGUCUCGAAGAUAGAACACUAUAAAACCCUUAGAGAGGGCAUCCGUUCCAGACUCAAUAAUCUGCUGGGCAACGAUGGAGUAUUCGUGUGCCCCACGUUUCCACAACCGACCACUUAUCCAGGCUUGAUUCCUUUUAGAACCGACUGCACCAUUUAUUGCGGGUUCGGCAAUAUGAUGGACUUACCAUCAACGCAUGUCCCGAUGGGAUUGAAUAACGACGGCCUGCCGAUUGGAUUUCAGGUGAUGGCUGCAUCUUACCAGGACCGUCUUUGUUUAGCUGUCGCCAGAGAAUUAGAAAAAGCCUUUGGAGGCUGGGUUCCACCUCCUAGCUGAAUACCAACUCGAUCGAUACUCAUACUACAAGAAAGGAACGUUAUUAAAAAGCACCAUUUCUACCAAUAGAGACUGCGAGCCAAAUUAUUUAAACGAAAAUAGCAUGGACCACGCUGGACCAUUUAAUAAUAUUCUUUUACUUACAAGUUGGAUUACAUCUGUAGAAGAACAACGCAACGUAUGCACAGUGUCAAGUUCAUUCUACAAAAUAAAAAGAACGAGUGUACGAUCGAAUAAAAUAUUUUGGUAUUUUUCCUCUUUACAAAA